Microstroma glucosiphilum is the source of this 1301-nucleotide messenger RNA. RefSeq lists its product as hypothetical. Bases 54 to 1205 code for a protein of 383 amino acids. Lineage: Eukaryota; Fungi; Basidiomycota; Exobasidiomycetes; Microstromatales; Microstromataceae. Gene Ontology annotation, biological process: regulation of transcription by RNA polymerase II. Gene Ontology annotation, molecular function: transcription coregulator activity. The record is from RefSeq and is a predicted model, not a curated record. Gene Ontology annotation, cellular component: mediator complex. The transcript has a single exon.
CCAUCACUCCGAUACCAUCACCAUCAUCAUCACCGUCAGCCACCUUCAUCACCAUGGCUACCAACUCCCCCUCCCUCCCAGCUCCACCUCGGCAGCAGCCCUUUCAGACCGACGUCCGCCGCACGCGCGGUCUCCAAGCCGGCCACCUUUCCUCUCUACACCCCUCCUCUUCCUCCUCUUCCUCACAGCGCACUACAAAUGCCUCUCUCACCGGUCCAGCCGAUGCAGCCGAGUUGCGUCUUGCCUCUGAACGUCGCCUAGCCGAAGAGGAGGAGCGGAUCAAUAAGCGCAUUGACGAGUAUAUUCGCACACUCGAGGUGGGAAUGGCCGAACUGGUUGGUGGGAUGACACUUAGGGAUAAAGGACUUAGUAGGCUGGAACAGGAGGCAUUCAUGAGCGAUUAUAGAUGCGAUACCAUUGUCAAGAGUGUACAGGGACUCAGUGGACUCUCGAGAGCACUGCAACUUUCGCUACUACUCAGUCAGGCACCUCAGGAAGGACAGACUGACGCUAGCGCGAGUGGCAGUGGGAGCAGCGCAAUGGAGACGGAGCGACAGAGGUUACAGCGGGAAAUCGACGAGAUGCAAACACAAGCGGGUCAGCUCGUUGGCUCCCUCUUUGGUAGAAGUCACGACGAAGAGGUAGAUCUUGAGGGACCUCCACCAGUUUCUGACGAUGAAGAAGAUGUCGAGCAGCAACAGCAAGUGCAGCAACAUGAACAACAACAGCAACCUGAUCAGCAGCAGCAACAGCAGCCACCUCCUGGUCUAGUAGACGAGCUCAUAGGAGCAGCUAUUGAGCAAGACCCCCGUCUAGCAGCAGCGGGAGGACAAGGAUCCAUUCUAGGCCUACCGCCCUUUCAAGAAGAUACAGCUGAUGCAGCGACAGCGACAGCAGCGGGGGCAUCGGCGGAGGCGGAGACGGUGGGACCUGCAGCCCCUUCAUUGCUUCCGCCGAUGCAUGACCAAGUGUCUCAUUCUCAAGAACUUACAGAGGUAUCAGCUGCUGCUCCCAGCGCUGAUGCUACACCGCUUCCCACCGAAGCAGCAGCAGCAGCAGAGGCACCCAACGAUGGUCAGGCGGCAGCUCAAGACGGGACGGAACAGGUCUCCAACGCUGCUACAGCCACUGCCACAAAGGCUGAUGGCGAGGGCGAUGGCGAUGGCGAUGAGGACGAUGAUGACGAUAUGGAGGAAGUCGCCUGAUCUACCGCUUCCUGACUCAGCGCAUUGCAUUGCAUUGCAGUUCACUCAAAUACUAUACCCAGCCUCGGAAUUGCAAUACCACAGCACUGAACAAUC